AUGUCACGGCUUGGCAUCGCCGAUUUGGGUGUGGCAACUAUGAAUGAUAUGCGGGAUAAUGCGGCGAUGAUUGCGGGUAUUGAUCCUACUGUCCCUGUGAUUGCGGAUGCGGAUACUGGAUAUGGAGGGCCUCUCAUGGUAGGCCGUACAACAGCUGAGCACAUCACGGCUGGCGUCGCAGCGCUCCACAUCGAAGAUCAAGUAACCACUAAACGUUGCGGCCAUCUCUCUAACAAAGAGCUCGUCUCCCCCUCUACAUUCCACUCCCGCAUCCGCGCCGCAGCCCAAGCCCGCGCUCAACUCUCCCGGGACAUCAUAAUCAUAGCACGCACCGACGCCCUCGCAUCCCUGGGCUGCGACGAAGCCUUCUCGCGUCUCGAAGGUGCCAUAACCGCUGGCGCUGAUGUUGUAUUCCUCGAAGGUGUCCGCAGCGCCGAGGAAGCCAAGAAUUUCUGCGCAAACAUGAGAAAGCUAAGUGUGCCGGUUUUGUAUAAUUGUGUUCCUGGGGGCGUGAGUCCGCUGUUUAGUGUGCAGGAGGCGAGGGAGCUGGGGUUUAGCAUGGUUAUCACGCCGACGCUUGCGCUGGGCGCGGUGUAUGAGGCGGUUGGGAAGGCGUACAGGGACUUGAUGGAGCAUGGGAAUACGAAGGGGAAUGAGGUUGGUGUUAGGGAUUUGUUUGAGUCUUGUGGGCUGAAUGAGGCAGUCGAGUUUGAUGUUAGGGCCGGGGGAAAAGGCUUUGAGAAGGGCGUGUAG
Venustampulla echinocandica is the source of this 753-nucleotide messenger RNA. Its product is annotated as Phosphoenolpyruvate. Bases 1 to 753 code for a protein of 250 amino acids. Gene Ontology annotation, molecular function: catalytic activity. The record is from RefSeq and is a predicted model, not a curated record. NCBI's taxonomy places the organism in Eukaryota, Fungi, Ascomycota, Leotiomycetes, Helotiales, Pleuroascaceae. The transcript has 3 exons.